Molecule: messenger RNA, 1086 nt
Organism: Humulus lupulus (European hop)
Lineage: Eukaryota; Viridiplantae; Streptophyta; Magnoliopsida; Rosales; Cannabaceae
Product: B3 domain-containing transcription factor VRN1-like
Exons: 4
Coding region: 49-948 (299 amino acids)
Molecular function (GO): DNA binding
Source: RefSeq, a predicted model, not a curated record
GACUAAAAGCUAGUAGCGGGUUUUUCUCAGAGCAUCCAUUCUGUUUCAAUGGGGAGAAAACCAUGGUCUCGGAAAAUAUAUCCUUCAUUUUUCAAGAUUCUUUUGGAUGACUUCCCAAACAAGUUGCAAAUUCCAGUGGCUUUUGCCAAGAAUUUUGAUGGAGAAGCUUCUCAACAAUGUCUCAUUUGGAACCCUUUUAAGAAAUUUUGGAAUGUUAACGUGGAAAAAACCAAUAACAGAUUGUUUUUUCAAAAGGGUUGGAAUCUAUUUUUGCUAGACAAUGGUUUAGAGUUUGGUGACCUUCUUGUCUUUCACUAUAAUGCUGGGAAAUCAGAAUUUUAUGUUGAUUUUUAUGGGAAAAAUUGCUGUCAAAAAAGGGGCAUAUCCCUAGGUUUUCACAGAGAGAAAGACCAAUCUGAAAAUAGUCUUGAUGGUAAUAAAACAAAUAUGGUAAAUAUUGGAGUAAUUGACCUUGAAACUGAAGAUUCUGAGCCUAUUGAGCAAUAUAGAAGUGAAUCAUCAGAAGAUGAAUUUUUUGAAGAGAAAACUCAAACUAAACGUGGUGGUGCAGGAAGGCCUCGAUUUCGAUCUCGUUCUCGUUGUGAUAGGGAAGUGAGAGCACUCGAAGAAGCCAACAAAUACAUUCCAAAGCAUCCUUCUUUCAAAUUAGUAAUGGCUGAAAGUUAUGUGAUGAAGGGACUUCUGGGUGUACCAAUCAGCUUUUACAGAACACAUAUGAAGCAAAUGCAGAGAAAUGGAAGUUUUAUCAUGUUGCAACAUUUAGGGAAGUCAUGGCCAGUGAAGUUUUGCAUUAACGAGCCACUUAGGGCAAGGUUCGCCUCAGGAUGGGGUAAGUUUGUGAAGGACAACACUAUAGAAUUGGGAGAUGUUUGUGUCUUUGAGCUAAUGGGUGUGAGUGUGGUGAAGGUCUCUAUAUUUAGAGGUUAAUAAAUAGUUGUAAUAGUUUCUCUAUUUUGGUAAAUCAUUUGUUGUUACUUUGGUAUAGGUGUUUUAUUAUAUAGUUUGACUCCAAAAUAAGUUUGUCUUAUUUACUUUGGUAAGAAGAUCAAGCUUUCUUUUGUUUAA